This is a messenger RNA of Daucus carota subsp. sativus, 842 nucleotides long. Its product is annotated as signal recognition particle 14 kDa protein. Bases 131 to 502 code for a protein of 123 amino acids. Gene Ontology annotation, cellular component: signal recognition particle, endoplasmic reticulum targeting. The record is from RefSeq and is a predicted model, not a curated record. Gene Ontology annotation, molecular function: endoplasmic reticulum signal sequence receptor activity; 7S RNA binding. The transcript has 5 exons. Gene Ontology annotation, biological process: SRP-dependent cotranslational protein targeting to membrane. Lineage: Eukaryota; Viridiplantae; Streptophyta; Magnoliopsida; Apiales; Apiaceae.
AGCUACAGUUACCUUUGAUUUUAAUAAAAGCUGUGUAGGAGUAAUAAAAAUCUGUAAGAGACUCGCAGCCCCAAUCACCGUCGUUGUUAUUCGAGCGGAUCCGAUUCAAUCCAAUUUGAUAGUUUUAGACAUGGUUCGUCUUCAACUAGAUCCGUUUCUUAAUGAACUUACAAGCAUGUUUGAGCGCAAUACUGAGCAGGGUUCAGUUUGGGUCACUUUAAAACGAUCAUCUGAUAAAUCCAAGGCUCAACUGAAUAAAUUGAUAUCAGCAGAAGAAGCAAUUGAGCACAAGUGUCUUGUUCGGGCAUCUGAUGGAAAGAAGAACAUCUCCACUUUGGUUGGUGCAAAGGAUCAUCAACGCUUUCAGGCUUCUUAUGCAACAAUCUUAAAGGCACGCAUGACUGCCCUGAAGAAAAGGGAGAGGAAAGACAAGAGAAAAUCUUUGGAGGUGGACAAAAAACAAGGUGGUGGCUCAAAGAAGGGCCCUUCUAAGAAGACUUAAGUUUUUUUUUCCCCAAAUUUUCAUUCUUUUGGACAUCCAAUCUAAGAUGAGAUCAAAAGCCUAGCGGACAUCACAUUUAAGUGUAUCACCUUAUGCUACAAGUUUUACAGAAUGUAUCCCCUUUAGCUACAAACUAUAGUUUAAUUUCAUUAAGACAAGGGUUUGGGUUUGGCAAGAGCCUGCAAUCUUGCCAUCAGAUAUUUGAUACCGUCCAUCAACAGUGUAGGAUGGUGUAAAAGAUGAAACGUAGCUCCGUAGAACUUUUCUCUGUUUUUGUUUUUUGAACUGAAUUUUCAUUUCUUAAGCCAUAGCCAUCUAUUUGACAAUAUAUUUGCCGGAA